AUGAAGAUUAUUUGUGCAUUUGUUCUUUUCACUAUUCUCUCUACUUCCCAUGCUUCUGUCAAUGAUUUCUGUGUAGCAGAUACAAAAGCUUCCGACACUCCUACUGGCUAUCCUUGCAAACCCGUUUCAGAAAUCACAUCAGACGAUUUCGUCUUCCACGGCUUUGUAGCCGGAAAUACCAACAGCUCUAACCCAGUUGCACUUACCCCUGCAUUUGUCACCCAAUUUCCAGCUCUUAACGGACUUGGAGUAUCGGCGGCGCGCCUAGACUUAGCCCAAGGUGGAAUAGUUCCAAUGCAUACUCAUCCCGGUGCAACUGAAUUGGUAAUAAUACUAGAAGGCGAAAUUAAUGCUGGAUUUUUAACACCGACUUCGGCUUAUUCUAAGACGUUGAAAUCAGGUGAUCUUAUAGUUUUUCCACAAGGGAUGUUACAUUUUCUAGUUAAUUCUGGUAAGGGAAAAGCUAGUGCUUUUCUUACCUUUAGUAGUGCAAAUCCUGGUGCUCAAUUACUUGAUAAUCUUUUGUUUUCCAAUAAUUUGCCUUCUGAUUUGGUGGCACAAACUACUUUCCUUGAUCUUGCACAAGUGAAGAAGCUAAAGGCUCGUUUUGGUGGAAGAUAUUAG
Messenger RNA from Trifolium pratense (red clover), 624 nucleotides. Its product is annotated as auxin-binding protein ABP19a-like. NCBI's taxonomy places the organism in Eukaryota, Viridiplantae, Streptophyta, Magnoliopsida, Fabales, Fabaceae. The transcript has a single exon. Gene Ontology annotation, molecular function: manganese ion binding. The coding region runs from base 1 to 624 and encodes 207 amino acids. The record is from RefSeq and is a predicted model, not a curated record. Gene Ontology annotation, cellular component: cell wall.